CGUGGAUUGAAAAGCCUAAUAUUUUCAUUUAAUAAAAUCAUUAAUUUAGCAAUAAAUACGCUCAUUUAAAUUAAUUAAACAACUGAAUACUGUUCUUUAAAGCGACAUAAACUGAUUAAUAAUAAAGUGGCGGAGUAAAACAUAGUAAAUAAUGGAUAAACUUGGAAGUAAAAGUUUGGCUUCAACUUCAAAGAAGCCUGCAGAAGAUUUAUCAAAUGUUGAAUUUGAGACAAGUGAAGAUGUUGAAGUAGUUCCAACAUUCCAGUCAAUGAAAUUAAGAGAAGAAUUACUCAGAGGAAUCUAUGCUUAUGGCUUUGAAAAACCGUCUGCAAUCCAGCAAAGAAGUAUUUUACCGAUCGUUAAAGGACGUGAUGUCAUUGCUCAAGCUCAAUCUGGUACUGGUAAAACUGCAACUUUCUCGAUUUCAAUUUUAGAAAAAUUGGACACAUCUCUUCGUGAGACUCAAGUCUUGUGCUUAUCACCGACUCGAGAAUUGGCUGUACAGAUUCAAAAAGUCAUUCUUGCUCUGGGAGAUUUCAUGAAUGUUCAAUGUCAUGCAUGUAUUGGAGGCACAAAUCUCGGUGAAGAUAUUAGAAAGUUGGAUUAUGGACAGCACGUAGUCAGUGGAACUCCAGGAAGAGUCUUUGACAUGAUUAAACGUCGUGUUUUAAGAACUAGAGCUAUUAAGAUGCUUGUUUUGGACGAAGCUGAUGAGAUGUUAAAUAAAGGAUUUAAGGAACAAAUUUAUGAUGUCUACAGAUACCUUCCACCAGCAACACAAGUUUGCUUAAUUUCAGCUACACUUCCUCACGAGAUUCUUGAAAUGACGAGCAAAUUCAUGACAGAUCCAAUUCGUAUCUUAGUCAAACGUGAUGAAUUGACAUUGGAGGGUAUUAAGCAGUUCUUCGUGGCUGUCGAACGUGAGGAAUGGAAGUUUGAUACAUUGUGUGACUUGUAUGAUACAUUAACCAUUACACAGGCAGUCAUUUUCUGUAAUACAAAGAGGAAAGUCGAUUGGUUGACAGAAAAAAUGCGUGAGGCAAACUUUACAGUAAGUUCGAUGCACGGUGACAUGCCACAAAAGGAACGAGAUGAAAUUAUGAAAGAAUUCCGUUCAGGACAAACUCGAGUACUUAUCACAACUGAUGUUUGGGCUCGAGGAAUUGAUGUUCAGCAAGUCUCACUUGUCAUUAAUUAUGAUUUACCAAAUAAUCGUGAGUUGUACAUUCAUCGUAUUGGACGUUCUGGUCGUUUUGGACGUAAAGGUGUUGGCAUCAACUUUGUUAAAUCCGAUGACAUUAGAAUUCUCAGAGAUAUUGAACAAUAUUAUUCGACACAAAUCGAUGAGAUGCCUAUGAAUGUUGCAGAUUUAGUUUAAAUGGUUUACAGUUUGUGUGAGUUUACAGCAUCAAAUCAUUCUUAUUUACUCCUUACUUUUUUGAUCUAGAAUUAUUUAAUCUAUAAGGCAUUUCUACAUAUAUAUAAUUUAAUUAAAUAAUACUGAAGAUUAUAAUUUG
This is a messenger RNA of Chironomus riparius, 1517 nucleotides long. The record is from the annotation of a GenBank genome assembly. Lineage: Eukaryota; Metazoa; Arthropoda; Insecta; Diptera; Chironomidae.